Lottia gigantea (owl limpet) is the source of this 754-nucleotide messenger RNA. RefSeq lists its product as hypothetical. Bases 11 to 358 code for a protein of 115 amino acids. The transcript has 5 exons. The record is from RefSeq and is a predicted model, not a curated record. Gene Ontology annotation, biological process: respiratory electron transport chain. Lineage: Eukaryota; Metazoa; Mollusca; Gastropoda; Lottiidae.
AACUUCCGCUAUGGCCGCCGUAACAAGAGUAACUGGUCGAACAGGUUUGCUACCAGCAACAAAUCCUCACUGGAAAUUAACUAUACUGUAUGAGAAAAUAUUAGCAACUUUAAGUAAAAUGCCACAAGAGGCUGGCUACAGAAAACAUACAGAAGCUUUGAUUAAAGAAAGAGAACACAUUGUAAAAACUGAACCUGAUGUAGCUAAAGUAGAAGCGAAAAUAAAUAAUGGUCUAAUUGAAGAGUUGAUAUUACAGGCUAGUAGAGAAUUAUCAUUAUCACGUAAAAUGUUGGAAUGGAAACCAUGGCAACCAUUAAUAGAAGAAGCUCCUACCAACCAAUGGAAGUGGCCAAUUUAAACAUAACUUUACACUGUGUAACAUUAUAAAUGUUUAUAUUGUGAUCUGUGAAAAACAAGAAAACUUCAGAUAGUUAUGACUUAGAAUAUAUUUAAAUGGUGUGAAAAAAAAAUUUAAAAUAAAUAGUAAAUUAUAUUUGAUGUCUCUUGUACAACCUCAAAAACAACCUCAUAACCUCAAUUAAUCUGAAACAUCUACCUCUCUUCCAGCCUCUGAUGAAUAUUUUGGAGGCUGGAGUAGAGUCAGAAGAAAAGGACCCUGAUAAAUGGGGAUUUUCCACACCUCCUAAGAUGUGUUUUCUCUAACAUAAUGUUAAGUACCUUUAAGAUGAUUGUAAAUUAGUGUUAGGCACAUAGAUGUAUACAAUAAAUAGCUCUAUAGAUGGGCAUCAUCGUA